AGUGUGUCCUUGGUUCCAUAGGCAAGCAGCAGGUUAGCUAGAGAGCUACCCACUGGAUUUGACAGCUAUAGGAAGCCAAAGCGGAGGGCACCAUUAGGGGAGCGACGUUAUUUUAAUCCAGAAAGCAGAGUAAACGGUCCCAGAAACUCAAGAUGGCUUUCUUGAUCAAGAGCAUGAUUGGGAACCCCCUGUCAGGAAUCGGUCUUGGUGGUGGAGGUGACAAAGAAGAGGAGGCCGCCCCCUCAGAUCCAGCCAAGGCGGCAGGGAUGACACGCGAGGAGUAUGAAGAGUACCAAAAACAGGUGGUGGAGGAGAAGAUGGAGAGAGAUGCAGAUUUCUUACACAAGAAGGCAGAGAGGGCAACACUCAGGGUUUGCCUCAGAGAAAAAUACAGACUGCCAAAGAGCGAGCAGGACGACAACAUGCUUGAGAUGGCCGGGGACGACGUGGACGUGCCCGAGGAGCUGCUCAAGAUGGUGGACGAGGACGCCACGGAGGAGGAGGGCAAGGACUCCCUCAUGGGCCAGAUUCAAAACUUGCAGAACAUGGACAUGGACCAGCUGAAGGAGAAGGCCUCCGCCACCGUCACCGAGCUGAAGAGCAAGGCCGAGGAGAAGUGCUCCGUCAUGUGAGCGGCCUGCGUUUAAAUAAUGAGGAAAACUCAAUUUCACCAUUCUCCUGGAAUCUACAGACCAAGCUGUGUACGGAAGUCUGGGAUUCAGAAAACAGUGUAAAAUGCCUACGAAAAUUCACAUUUACUAAAGCACUAAAAAGGCAAAUCAUCUUCCUGAAAUACAAAGAAAUGCGCCCAGUCCCAUCGGGGUGGUAUAUUCUUACUGUUACCAGUCUGCAUCUGGGAAACUGAUACACUGUAACAGUUUCCCUGUUAGCCUGUAACUGAAUGGAUAGUUUACAAUCAUGUUCCAGGUGCCCCGCCUCUCCCCUGUAUUCUUAGUUUAAUAACAUGCAAAUAAUGUGAUUUUCCCUGAACGUCCCUGCAAAGGAUUUCUUUUCACAUCUCUUUUGUAUGGUCACAGUACAAAAAAUGAUACAGGGAAAAAAUGCUGAUUAUUUGUGUUCUUUUUUCUCUGUUUGCUGUAAAAUAAGACAGUUUAUUCUCUAAAACUGCUUUUCUUUUACAUUAAUAACAAUAUACCAAGACUUGCUUUCAAAAAAAACCUUAUCCAAGUUAAAUACCAAUCCUUUCUGUGUGUUUCAACUGUCCUUUGGGUUGUCGGUUAUUCUAGAUUGUUUGUUUUUUUUGUAUGUGGUGUUUGAAUUAAUUCUGAAUUUUAGAUCUUUUUAGUCUUGACAUGUUCAUCUACUGUAUCUUUCUCCACAUACACAGUUAAGCAGUUCAGUAAGCCUGAAACAUUUGCAGAGACAUUUGCAGAUUUGCACAAAUCAUCAUUUAAAAAAUAUUGAGUGAUUUAUACCAUGCAAAUUAAUCAAUGUACAUAAACACUGAUGAAAUAUAUGGAGGUACUUAAACCUGAGAAAAGAACAUUUUAUUGUUCAAAUAAAGAUGUAUAUUGAACACA
Molecule: messenger RNA, 1541 nt
Organism: Scophthalmus maximus (turbot)
Lineage: Eukaryota; Metazoa; Chordata; Actinopteri; Pleuronectiformes; Scophthalmidae
Gene: cplx4a
Product: complexin 4a
Exons: 3
Coding region: 153-632 (159 amino acids)
Biological process (GO): regulation of neurotransmitter secretion; neurotransmitter transport; synaptic vesicle exocytosis
Cellular component (GO): SNARE complex; terminal bouton
Molecular function (GO): syntaxin binding
Source: RefSeq, a predicted model, not a curated record